Molecule: messenger RNA, 539 nt
Organism: Neurospora hispaniola
Lineage: Eukaryota; Fungi; Ascomycota; Sordariomycetes; Sordariales; Sordariaceae
Exons: 1
Coding region: 142-414 (90 amino acids)
Source: RefSeq, a predicted model, not a curated record
AGUGAGCCCGCCGCCACUUUUGUUCUUCUUCUUCUUCUUCACCUCGUUACGAAGGCGGUGUUACUAGUGUAAAAAGAUGAUGCGGCUUGUUGGGGGAGCUGUCAGGGGUUCGUUACUGGCACAGCAGCACAGCUCGUGGGAAUGAAUGUCUGGUUGGUCGCCUGCCUUGGCCUGAAUGCUGAAUUGGGUGGGAGCGGUGAUCUCAUCCAAGCGGGUCUUGUGACGGUGUCCUGGGCAAGUAACAAGGAAGCCUCAGCGGUGUGGUCGAUCCAGGGUUUAUUUCUUUUUUUCUUUUCUUUUUCGUUUUUGUCGACUUGUUGUCCGAAUUCGGUCAACCGAAGAAAAAUCAGGGUUUCGAAAGAAAGGGUCUGUCUAAUCUGGGGUUUGUCGUCAAGCGUCAAAUGUUUUGCUUGAGUAUUGUCCGUCGUCAGUCAGAAGGGUAGGGGUUUCAAAGGAUGAUGAUGGAGCAGGGUCCGCAGGGUUUGAUGUCUUUGUUGGUGGUUGAUUUUUCGAGAUGAAAGGGGAUCAGAUUCACACAA